AUGACUUCGACAAUUGGCAUUCCCAUCAAGCUCCUGAACGAAGCUCAGGGUCACAUUAUUACUCUCGAAAUUACGUCUGGGCAGACCUACCGCGGCAAGCUUCUCGAAGCCGAGGACAACAUGAACGUCCAGCUCAAGGACAUUACCGUGACCGCCCGCGAUGGCCGCGUCUCCCACCUCGACCAGGUUUACAUUCGCGGCUCUCACGUGCGCUUCUUCAUCGUCCCCGACAUGCUCCGCAACGCGCCCAUGUUCCGCAGCAGUAAUCUCCGUGGCCGUGGUGUCGGCAUGGCUCGCGGACGUGCAACCGUCAGCCGUGCUCGUGCUGGUGGCCGCGGCGGUCGGUAA
Molecule: messenger RNA, 348 nt
Organism: Beauveria bassiana ARSEF 2860
Lineage: Eukaryota; Fungi; Ascomycota; Sordariomycetes; Hypocreales; Cordycipitaceae
Product: LSM domain-containing protein
Exons: 3
Coding region: 1-348 (115 amino acids)
Biological process (GO): RNA processing; spliceosomal snRNP assembly
Cellular component (GO): commitment complex; SMN-Sm protein complex; U1 snRNP
Molecular function (GO): RNA binding
Source: RefSeq, a predicted model, not a curated record